AUGAAAAUAUAUCGAUCCAGCUUACAUCGAUAUAAUCAUCGACAACGGAGAAUGUUUCUAAUAGUUUUUGUCACCAUAUUUAAUUUUGGUGUUGGAUUAUAUUUAACAUUUUCUCUUACUCAAAUUGGUGAAAAAGAAUUUACAACAAAACCGGUUGUUAGUCAAUCAAAGGAAAUGAAAAAAAUGCAAACGCUAAUACCAAAAACAUCAACAAUUUCAAGACAAAGAUCAAUAAAACAAAAUUAUCAAAAUUAUUUUAGAAUUGAUUAUACAAUUCAUGAAUCUGUAUGUAAACCAAAUCAUAUGUUUAAUACAAGUAGAACAAUUGAAUCUCUGGAAUACUUAACAAAUUUAAAACUUAAUACGAUUACUCGAAAUAUAACUAUAGAUAUUGAUAUUAUUUCAAUUAAUGUAAUAAUUAGAAAAAUUGAUAAAAUCAACGAAAAUUCUUCACAUAAAUCCAGAAAAACAGUUUGUAAUUAUGUUCUUCAAUUAUAUAUUGGUUUUGACUUUCCUUCAUAUUGUAAUGAUGUUUGUCAAUCAGAAGAAAUUCAACGGUUAACCUUCCGUUCUCGACCAUUUGGUAAUCCAGUCGAUUCUUCAUUUUCAUUUACUUUAUUUUCUUCAAAGUCAUCUGGAGCAGGGACUAAAUUUAAGAUUCAACAAGUUUUAAUUUAUCGAAGUUCAAUUUAUUUCAAUAAAACAGUUCAUAUUCGUUCAUUUAAUGAAGUUCGUUAUUUAUCAGCAUUAAUACUUGACUCAUCUGCUUCUCAAACAUCAAUAACAAUGUCACAAAUAGAUCGAAGUUUAUUUUUAAUUACAAAUGCUUUAUAUGAAAAAUCAUUUGAAAAUGAUUGUUCAACUAUUUAUAUAUCAAUUUUAACAGCACCAGGACAUAGUACAUAUUUACGUCAUGAAAAUGGACGAAUUAAAUUAGGAAAAAAUGAUCAAUCAACUUUAUUUGAACAAGAUGCAACAUUUAAAUUAAUAACAAGUAAAAUAAAUAAAGAUAUGGUAGUAUUUCAAUCAAUAAAUGUUCCUGACUCAUAUAUAGCUAUUGACACAGAAACAAAAGCAGCUUUGAUGUUAACACAUCUUGAUACAAAUUCACUCAAUAUUGAUUCUUUAGAGAAACGAUUUUUAUUUAAAUUAAAUUUUAAUGCAUAG
Molecule: messenger RNA, 1167 nt
Organism: Rotaria sordida
Lineage: Eukaryota; Metazoa; Rotifera; Eurotatoria; Philodinida; Philodinidae
Source: the annotation of a GenBank genome assembly